Messenger RNA from Cynara cardunculus var. scolymus (artichoke), 975 nucleotides. RefSeq names its product protein PFC0760c-like. The coding region runs from base 1 to 975 and encodes 324 amino acids. The transcript is spliced from 5 exons. The record is from RefSeq and is a predicted model, not a curated record. NCBI's taxonomy places the organism in Eukaryota, Viridiplantae, Streptophyta, Magnoliopsida, Asterales, Asteraceae.
AUGGUAGUGGAUGAGCCAUCCAAGAACACUUAUAUAGAGCUCCUUUACCACCCGGGUAAAGUCGAGGUGAUUUUGACCACUCUGCUUCAAAAGAGGUCAGUGUGGUUAUCAACAUGGCAAUUUGGGCAUGAAGAUAUCGGGGGUUCAGUUGGGGGAGACUCUGAUCAUGCUGAACAAGGUGUUUCCAACAAUGAAUCAAGCUUGGAAGACACUAAUUCUGAUGAUAAUGAUAAUCAAGCAGUUGAGUCAAGUGUUGAUGAUGACUCUGAUGAUGAUAAUGAUGAUGGUGAUAAUAAUAUGUAUGAUGCUGAGCCUAUUCAGACAAACAUUGAUGACUUUCAACAAAUAGAGUUCAACUUCGAGGACUCUAUUCCAGAUUUUGAUAUUGAAGAAGAAAUUGAUAAUAUCAUGGAAGAUUUAAGGAGGAGGACGAGGGAGAACAAGAGAAGAAGAGUAACCACAUUUGUUGUUGGCACUCAUUCGUUGAGUGUUAGCAUUGAAAAAGACAUAGUCCACCCAACUAUGAAACUGCAUACCCCUGGCCACUCAGAUACAUCUCAACAGGAUGAUUCUGAUCACCAUGAGGAAAAGACCAAAAGGCAAAGAGUGGCUGAGUCAUCAGGAUUUACGGGUGGUGAGUCUGAAAAUAAUGAAGCAUCUAAAGAGCAUAAUAAUGAUUAUUCUGGUGAAAGGGUGACAGGGAGAGAAUUAGUUUUGUAUGUAAACCUAGAAAUUGAGCCGAUGGUUGAGAAGUUGGAGGUCUCUAGAGCAGAAAUGAGGAGGAUACUGGGUGUAUCAGCUGAUUUUAUUGAUGAUAAUGCUGAAGCUGAAGGUGGAGAUCAAGAAUUCUUUGUUAAGUCAGGGGAAGAAGAUGUUGAUUCAGACGAUCUUAUGUUUGAAUUUGAAGCUAAUCUGAAUGACAAUGAAUCAAAGUUCCCUUUUCUGAAUGUGCUGAAUAAAAAACAUGUACCUUAA